Fraxinus pennsylvanica is the source of this 687-nucleotide messenger RNA. NCBI's taxonomy places the organism in Eukaryota, Viridiplantae, Streptophyta, Magnoliopsida, Lamiales, Oleaceae. The record is from the annotation of a GenBank genome assembly.
AUGUAUCGGAUGGGGUUAAUGGCUUUAAUCUAUGCUGACAUUCCUGAGAUUAAUCGAGACAAAAGCAUAAAAAUGGCUAUUGUUCAUGAUAUUCCAGAAGCUAUUGUUGGGGACAUCACUCCUUCUGAUGGGAUUCGAAAGCAUGAAAAAAAUCGACGAGAGUGUGAAGCACUGGAGCACCUGUGUAAAUUACUUGGUGGAGGGCCACGGGCAAAGGAGAUAGCUGAUUUAUGGAUGAAAUAUGAAAAGAAUUCUACUCCAGAAGCUAAGAUUGUGAAAGAUUUUGACAAGGUAGAGAUGAUACUUCAAGCUUUGGAAUAUGAAAAUGAUAAGGAGCUUAGGUCUGAUCCUGCAUAUUUAUCUUACUAUUACUCAAAUGUCAAUCUAAACCCAAGGCUGCCGCCGCCUCUGUUGUCCAAGGAGGAUUGGCAGUUUGCACAGAGGUUACACGGAGGGAAUUCGACCAUUGGGGAUAGGAGUAAGGUGAAUAGGAUUGAUACUGAUGGUGCUGGGAGAUCCCUGUUUUCGAUGCCACCUGGAUUCAAUUCUAAGAACCAAGAGAGUGAGAAUGAGAUGGAUAACGUGCAGGGUUCUGAAGAAUGGGAUGUUGAUGGAUUGAUUGGCAGAUACUGGAAGAAGCAGUUAACUGUGGCUAAGGAAGCUCAACCUAUAGAUAUCGUGUUAUAG